UUCAGACCACUGUAAAAGUUCACAUUCCUCUGUUCCCUCCUUCUAUCUUUCAAAAUUUCAUGAUAUACAUUGCUCAAUUAGUUAGAUUUUCUCUCACUUCCUCCUUUAGUUCCGUUCCAUAGAAAUCCCAUUUUCUUAUAUGGAACUCUGAGCUGCCAUUUCCUUUAAUUUCUCAAACAAAAUUUCCCUAAUUUGUUGAAAUCAAAAUCCAAUCUUUUCUCCCAGGUUUUCCCACAUUUUUCACACUCAAUGAUCUUCCAUUUUACUCUAUUUUAAUUUUGAUCCUCAUGAUCGUGAACGAUUAAUCAAGUUUGCAUUUUGUGAUUAGUGUUUUCAUUUUCUUCUUAGAGCCAAUUUGGUUAGUUGUUGAUGGAGAACAUUGGAGAGGCAGUGGAUGAUCAGGACUCAGGAUGGUUUGAAGUGAAAAAGAAGCAUAGAAGUAGUGCAAAGUUUUCCAUAAAGAGUUGGUCUGGGGGAUUUUUGGGAAAAAAUGGUUCUGGUCAUCAGCUUACUCAGUCCUCAUUGGGUGAAAAAAGUGGGAAUUUGCAUGGACAGUCUGGAUCCCAGCUUCCAAAGACAGGAGCAAAUCUAUCCAUACGUGGCCAUGAUGAUGUUGAUAAUUAUGCUUCAGUGUCAAAUAAAGGUGGAAAUGGUGUCAUCUGCACUGAUAAAUCAGUGGGUAAACAAGAUAAUGAAUAUGGCAAGUUGUCAGAUUUGUUUGUCACUAAUUCCAAUGCUAAAGCUGGAGAUACCUAGAAAAUAUUGGACACAGAUAAGCCUGAUGUGGCCUCCAAAAUCAAAUGGGGUGAUCUAGAGGAUGAUUUU
Hevea brasiliensis (rubber tree) is the source of this 825-nucleotide messenger RNA. RefSeq lists its product as uncharacterized. The coding region runs from base 370 to 756 and encodes 128 amino acids. The transcript is spliced from 3 exons. NCBI's taxonomy places the organism in Eukaryota, Viridiplantae, Streptophyta, Magnoliopsida, Malpighiales, Euphorbiaceae. The record is from RefSeq and is a predicted model, not a curated record.